This is a messenger RNA of Morus notabilis, 1935 nucleotides long. RefSeq names its product cyclic nucleotide-gated ion channel 1. NCBI's taxonomy places the organism in Eukaryota, Viridiplantae, Streptophyta, Magnoliopsida, Rosales, Moraceae. The coding region runs from base 1 to 1935 and encodes 644 amino acids. The transcript has 8 exons. The record is from RefSeq and is a predicted model, not a curated record.
AUGGGCAAUCUUGAUGACGAAGCCAUCGUAGCACUGCGAGUUGUGGAGGAGAAUCAAGUAGUAGAUCAGGAGCCUAAAUCGAAGAAGACAAAGAUAUUGGAGCAAAUAUUGAACCCAAACCCUUGGUCACCAUGGAGCAAGAUAUUUCUAAUAUCGUGUGUGAUUGGGGUGGCAAUCGAUCCGUUCUUUCUUUACAUUCCCAUUUUAGACGAGGAUAAAAAAUGCGUGAAAAUGGACGAAAAGAUGAAGACUUUUGCUCUUUUUGUGCGAACUGCCACCGAUAUGGCCUAUGUUUUGCAUUUCACGGUUAGAAUUGGCAGUGCCUUUGCAAUGGCUAAGGACUCGUCAAUCUUCGAUGUACUUCCCUGGUCUUACCUUCUAAUCGAUAUCUUAGCCAUUCUUCCCAUCCCACAGGUGGUGGUGAUUGGUUUCUUUGGUAAAUUGGCUGGCUUGAGAUCUUUGACAGCAAGAAGGCUCCUAAACUUUGUUAUCCUUUUCGCAUAUGUGCCAAGGAUUCUUCGUAUUUACUUUUCUGCCAUGGAUGUUGGAAGAACUUUUGGCUCGCUCACUAGACGUGUGUACGGUGCCCUUUAUUAUCUAUAUUCUAUUUUUCGGGAGACAAAUUGCUGGAAUGAUGCUUGUAAAAGCGAAGCUGGGUGUGUUUCUAGUGCCAUCUUUGACUGUGACAAAUACAUCACCACUCCCUCGAGAAAUUUGACACUUUUGAAAGAGAAAUGCCCUGUAGAUCCUCCAAAUGCAGAGGUGUAUGAUUUUGGAAUAUUUGCUAACGCCAUUGGGGCACAUAUUUUUGGAGCAGGAGAUUUUCUCAAAAAACUCAUUCACUGCUUUUGGUGGGGCCUGCGUAAUAUGAGCUCUCUUGGCCAAAAUCUGGAGACAAGUGGCUUUACUUGGGAAAACUGCUUCUCAAUUUUUAUUUCUCUCACGGGAUUGCUUAUAGUUUUAUACCUUAUUGGAAAUCUACAGACAUAUAUGCAAUUGCAAACCACACAAGCGGAGGAAACAAGAAAGAAGAUGAAUGACAAAGAACAGGAAAUAAGAUCAUAUCUAUCAAAUUAUAAACUCCCUAAGCAUAAGAUGAAAAUUGUCAUGCAAUUAUUGCAUAGUACAAUUGAAGAAGAAGACGAAGAUCGCUAUUCGAAACUAAAACAUUUGCUUUCUCUUCUUGAAGAGAGUAAAGAGAGCCAUGAUCGUCAGCAGACGACUGAGUCCUUUGCAGAGUGGAUGACUAAUGUAUUGGAUGAGAAGAAACUUGAGCAGAGGACAUUAGAACGAUCAGCAGAGCUAUGGAUUUCGAGAAAUAAAAUCUGUGGUAAUAAUUUAAGAAAGACGAUUAUGGGAUACGUUCGACUGAGAAUGCGACAUGGAAAAGAUGUUGACAUCGGAAAUCUACUUCCUGUUCUUCCUUUGUCUCAUCGAAUGUCUCUGAAGAAACACCUUUGCUGGGAUACGCUAAACAAAGUGCCAAUGCUUGAAAAUUUGGAUACAAAGGUGUACGAAACAAUUUGCAACUACGUAAGGCCAAAGAUAUAUCAAGAGAAUAGUUAUAUUAUUCGAAAGGGAGAACCGAUUGGGUUUAUGCUCUUCUUCACGCAAGGAGUUGUUUGGAGCUUCGAAGAAACCAACCAUCCGGAGCGUCUUGAAAGAGGUGAUUAUUAUGGCGAACAACUUUUGGAAUGGCGAUUGAAAUCAACUUCUUAUUCGGCCUUUCCAAUGUCAAGUAGAAAUGUGAUGUCGCAGACAAAGGUUGAAGCCCUAGCUCUUACGGCCACUGACCUGGAUCAUGUUCUCUCCAAAUGCUGGUCAAAGUUUUCGCACUCAACUCCUUCUGUGUUGGAGGGUUUGACUCCGUUCGCAAUUCGUUCCAUGCGAGAACUCAGGCGCCGACACAAUUUUGAGUUACAAAAUGAAGCUUAG